This is a messenger RNA of Vollenhovia emeryi, 573 nucleotides long. RefSeq lists its product as uncharacterized. The record is from RefSeq and is a predicted model, not a curated record. The transcript is spliced from 2 exons. Lineage: Eukaryota; Metazoa; Arthropoda; Insecta; Hymenoptera; Formicidae. Gene Ontology annotation, molecular function: nucleic acid binding; zinc ion binding. The coding region runs from base 1 to 573 and encodes 190 amino acids.
AUGCGCCAGAAAGCGGCACAGCUAACAUCACUGAUCCCAGGACGAGAUCAAAGAAGCGAUCUCGAAGGUCGGGAAGUGCCCACCCCAAGAGAUAAAGGUGGGACCCAUCAGGCCAAUGGUUUCGGAUCGAUUUGGGUCCAAUGCCGGCUGGAGGUGGCCAAGAAAGUGGCGGCCGCCACGAAAAUCAAGGUGGUAUGGGUAGCAGCGAGGGUCGAGCUUCUCGAGGCUCGUCCCCUCGUGUGCUACAAAUGUCUAGAACGCGGACAUGUGCGUCGGCAGUGCAGGAGCACUGUUGACCGUAGCGCACUCUGUUACAGAUGCGGGCAGGAGGGCCACAAGGCGCAGAGUUGCACAGCAGUGCCCAAAUGUGCGGUGUGCAGCGCCAAAGGCCUUCCUGCCAACCACAAGGAGACCCCCAAGGAGGUGGCCACGGGGAUAGCGGGUCCGCUCGGGGACCACAGUGAACCCAUGGAGGUGGACAUGGCUCCACCCACCCAAGGUGCUAAGAAGAUAGCGCCUCAAGGAGGAAGCAGCCAGGAGGAGGCUGGCAAUGCGGCGCCUUCACGGCGCUAA